Messenger RNA from Gopherus evgoodei (Goodes thornscrub tortoise), 7143 nucleotides. RefSeq names its product dedicator of cytokinesis 7 (gene DOCK7). The coding region runs from base 253 to 6675 and encodes 2140 amino acids. NCBI's taxonomy places the organism in Eukaryota, Metazoa, Chordata, Testudines, Testudinidae. Gene Ontology annotation, biological process: axonogenesis; small GTPase-mediated signal transduction; positive regulation of GTPase activity. Gene Ontology annotation, molecular function: guanyl-nucleotide exchange factor activity. The record is from RefSeq and is a predicted model, not a curated record. The transcript is spliced from 51 exons.
GCCUCCCCCCGCCGCCGUACCGCAUAUCGGCUAAGAGUGGCUCAUCCUCCUCCUCCCUCCCCUUGUCUGGAAGGGGAUAGUCAGCGUGGAAUCUGGUUGCAUGCUGGGCCGGCAAAUUCAGUUUGCGUGUCUCUCCGGAGCAUUACGGCUCCCUUUCCCGGCUCCUGCUGCUGCUCCAGGCUGAGGAGCAGCCGCGAGGAAGGCGAGGGGAGACGCGCCGUGCUUCCAGCCGGAGCAGCCGCAGCCAUAGCCAUGGCCGAGCGCCGCGCCUUUGCCCAGAAGAUCAGCAGAACUGUGGCAGCAGAAGUCAGGAAGCAGAUCUCGGGGCAGUAUGGCGGGUCUCCUCAACUUCUCAAAAACCUUAGCAUUGGAGGAAGUGUCUCCCAUCAUACAACUGUUCCACUUACGGAAGCUGUGGAUCCAGUGGAUUUGGAAGAUUACCUUAUUACUCAUCCGCUUACAAUGGAUUCCGGUCCUUUGAGGGACUUGCUUGAAUUUCCUGCAGAUGAUAUUGAAGUUGUGUAUAGUCCUCGAGAAUGUAGGACUCUUGUGUCAGCUGUACCCGAAGAGAGUGAAAUGGACCCUCAUGUGAGGGAUUGUGUAAGAAGUUACACAGAAGAUUGGGCAAUUGUGAACAGAAAAUAUCACAAACUGGGAACCGGAUUUAAUCCCAACACAUUAGACAAACAGAAAGAGAGGCAAAAAGGGCUCCCGAAACAGAUCUUCGAGUCGGAUGAGACUCCAGAUGGCAACAGUUACCAAGAUGAACAAGAUGACCUUAAAAGGCGUUCAAUGUCAAUAGAUGAUACUCCACGGGGCAGCUGGGCAUGCAGUAUUUUUGAUCUGAAGAACUCCCUUCCUGAUGCUCUUCUUCCAAACCUACUUGACCGAACUCCAAAUGAGGAAAUUGACCAUCAAAAUGAUGACCAGAGGAAGUCAAACAGACACAAGGAGCUUUUUGCAUUGCAUCCAGCACCAGAUGAGGAGGAGCCUAUCGAACGGCUUUGUGUCCCAGAAGUACCCAAAGAACAUUUUGGUCAGAGGCUUCUUGUGAAGUGUUUGUCUCUUAAAUUUGAAAUUGAAAUUGAACCCAUUUUUGCAAGUUUGGCUUUGUAUGAUGUUAAAGAAAAGAAAAAGAUUUCAGAGAACUUCUACUUCGAUUUAAACUCUGAACAAAUGAAAGGAAUGCUGCGUCCUCAUGUCCCACCUGCUGCCAUUACCACUCUGGCCAGAUCAGCCAUCUUUUCUAUUACUUAUCCCUCUCAGGAUGUCUUUCUGGUAAUAAAGCUGGAAAAAGUAUUACAGCAGGGGGAUAUUGGCGAAUGCGCAGAGCCCUAUAUGAUUUUUAAAGAAGCUGAUGCCGCAAAGAAUAAAGAGAAACUGGAAAAGUUGAAAAGCCAAGCAGAACAGUUUUGUCAAAGAUUAGGCAAAUAUCGAAUGCCUUUUGCCUGGACAGCCAUCCAUUUAAUGAACAUAGUCAGCAGUGCUGGAAGUUUGGAGAGAGAUUCCACAGAAGUAGAAAUUGGCACAGGAGAACGCAAAGGAUCUUGGUCAGAGAGACGGAAUUCCAGUAUUGUUGGAAGGCGUUCAUUAGAAAGGACAACCAGUGGAGAUGAAACUUGCAACCUUACUAGCUUUAGACCAGCUACUCUUACGGUGACAAACUUCUUUAAACAGGAAGGGGAUCGCUUGAGUGAUGAAGAUUUGUACAAGUUCCUUGCAGAUAUGAGAAGACCAUCUUCCGUUUUACGAAGGUUGAGACCCAUUACAGCUCAGCUGAAGAUAGACAUAUCUCCAGCCCCAGAGAAUCCUCAUUACUGUCUAACUCCAGAAUUGCUGCAAGUCAAACUUUACCCAGAUAGCAGAGUUAGACCUACAAGAGAGAUACUGGAGUUUCCUGCUCGGGAUGUGUAUAUUCCAAAUACUACUUAUAGAAAUCUUCUAUAUGUCUACCCUCAGAGCCUUAACUUUGCCAACCGGCAAGGCUCUGCCAGGAAUAUCACUGUGAAAGUCCAGUUUAUGUAUGGAGAGGAUCCAAGCAAUGCCAUGCCAGUUAUCUUUGGUAAAUCUAGCUGUUCUGAAUUUUCAAAAGAAGCAUACACAGCGGUAGUAUAUCAUAACAGGUCGCCUGAUUUUCAUGAAGAAAUCAAAAUUAAACUCCCUGCCACUUUAACUGAUCAUCACCACCUGCUUUUUACUUUCUAUCAUGUCAGUUGCCAACAAAAACAAAACACUCCUCUUGAGACGCCAGUUGGAUACACUUGGAUACCAAUGCUUCAGAAUGGACGUUUGAAGACUGGUCAGUUCUGCCUACCUGUUUCAUUGGAAAAACCACCACAGGCUUAUUCAGUGCUUUCUCCAGAGGUGCCCCUUCCUGGAAUGAAGUGGGUAGAUAAUCACAAAGGAGUUUUCAAUGUAGAAGUUGUUGCUGUAUCAUCCAUCCACACACAGGACCCUUACCUCGACAAAUUCUUUGCACUUGUUCAUGCUCUGGAUGAGCACAUGUUCCCUGUGCGAAUAGGAGACAUGAGACUUAUGGAGAACAAUUUGGAAAAUGAAUUGAAGAGCAGCAUUUCAGCUUUAAAUUCAUCUCAGCUGGAGCCAGUAGUGCGAUUUCUUCAUCUCCUGCUUGACAAGCUGAUUCUUCUGGUAGUGAGACCUCCUGUCAUUGCAGGCCAAAUAGUUAACCUGGGUCAAGCAUCUUUUGAAGCGAUGGCAUCAAUCAUAAACAGACUCCACAAAAACUUAGAAGGAAACCAGGACCAGCAUGGCAGAAACAACCUUCUCACUUCCUAUAUUUAUUAUGUUUUUCGUCUACCAAAUACCUAUCCCAAUUCACCUUCACCAGGUCCCAGUGGUUUGGGGGGAUCCGUGCAUUACGCUACUAUGGCUCGAUCAGCCAUCCGACCAGCAAGCCUUAAUUUGAAUCGCUCAAGGAGUCUUAGUAACAGCAAUCCGGAUAUAUCUGGGACUCCAACCUCACCAGAUGAUGAAGUACGGUCAAUCAUUGGAAGUAAGGGUUUAGACCGCUCCAAUUCCUGGGUAAACACUGGUGGUCCCAAAGCUGCCCCAUGGGGAUCCAACCCCAGUCCAAGUGCAGAGUCAACACAGGCUACAGAUCGAAGUUGUAAUCGUAUGUCUUCGCACACAGAGACGUCAAGUUUCUUACAAACAUUAACAGGACGGUUACCAACUAAAAAGCUUUUUCAUGAAGAGCUGGCCUUACAGUGGGUCGUCUGCAGUGGAAGUGUUCGGGAGGCAGCUUUACAGCAGGCAUGGUUCUUCUUCGAGCUUAUGGUGAAGAGUAUGGUGCAUCAUUUGUAUUUUGCUGACAAACUGGAUGCUCCAAGGAAGAAUCGUUUUCCGGAACGUUUUAUGGAUGACAUAUGUGCUCUGGUCAGCACAAUUGCCAAUGAUAUAGUCUCUCGGUUUCAGAAGGAUACAGAAAUGAUUGAAAGGCUCAACACCAGUCUUGGAUUUUUCCUCAAUGAUCUGCUAUCUAUCAUGGAUCGAGGGUUUGUCUUUAGCCUUAUUAAGGCCUGCUACAAACAGGUGUCUUCAAAGCUUUAUUCCUUACCAAAUCCAAGCAUCCUUGUAUCCUUGAGGCUGGACUUCCUCCGCAUUAUCUGCAGCCAUGAGCACUACGUCACCUUGAAUUUACCCUGUAGCCUACUCACGCCACCUGCAUCUCCCUCACCGUCUGUGUCUUCGGCAACUUCUCAGAGUUCUGGAUUCUCUACAAAUGUCCAAGACCAGAAGAUUGCAAAUAUGUUUGAAUUGUCUGUGCCUUUCCGCCAGCAGCAUUACUUGGCAGGGCUUGUGUUAACAGAGCUGGCUGUCAUUUUAGAUCCUGAUGCUGAAGGUUUGUUUGGAUUGCAUAAGAAGGUCAUCAAUAUGGUACACAAUUUACUGUCCAGUCAUGACUCCGAUCCACGGUACUCUGACCCACAGGUAAAGGCCCGGGUGGCUAUGCUGUAUCUACCUCUGAUUGGCGUGAUCAUGGAAACCGUGCCUCAGCUAUAUGAUUUUACAGAGACUCACAAUCAGCGAGGAAGGCCAAGCUGUGUCACCAUCGACGAUUAUGAAAGCGAAGGUGGAAGCAUGAUAAGUCAAACAGUUGCUAUGGCCAUUGCAGGAACAUCCGUCCCUCAGCUCACCCGACCCAGCAGUUUUCUACUCACAUCAACGACUGGUCGGCAGCACUCAACCUUCUCAGCAGAAUCAAGCCGGAGCCUCUUGAUCUGCCUCUUGUGGGUUCUCAGGAAUGCCGACGAAAGCGUCCUGCAGAAAUGGUUCACAGACCUCUCCGUGCUGCAGCUCAAUCGCUUGCUGGAUUUGCUGUAUCUCUGCGUUUCCUGUUUUGAGUACAAGGGCAAGAAAGUAUUUGAAAGAAUGAACAGUCUGACAUUUAAGAAGUCAAAGGACAUGAGAGCAAAACUUGAAGAAGCUAUUUUGGGAAGCAUAGGAGCGAGGCAAGAAAUGGUGCGAAGAAGCAGAGGGCAGCUAGAAAGAAGUCCAUCUGGGAGUGCGUUUGGAAGUCAGGAGAAUCUAAGAUGGAGAAAGGAUAUGACUCACUGGCGUCAAAACACAGAAAAGCUUGACAAAAGCCACAGACCACUCAGAUCAAGGGCAGAGAUAGAACAUGAAGCACUUAUUGAUGGAAAUCUUGCAACUGAAGCAAAUCUGAUUAUUUUGGAUACAUUAGAAAUAGUUGUCCAGACUGUGUCUGUGACGGAAUCCAAAGAGAGCAUUCUCGGUGGGGUGCUGAAAGUUCUUCUCCACAGCAUGGCCUGUAAUCAGAGUGCACUUUAUCUGCAACACUGCUUCGCCACACAGAGAGCUCUGGUUUCAAAGUUCCCUGAGCUGCUGUUCGAAGAGGAGACCGAGCAGUGUGCUGAUCUCUGCCUGAGGCUUCUGCGACAUUGCAGCAGCAGCAUUAGUACCAUACGGUCCCACGCGAGUGCCUCUCUUUACCUCCUUAUGAGGCAGAACUUCGAGAUUGGAAAUAACUUUGCCAGAGUGAAAAUGCAGGUGACCAUGUCCCUCUCGUCCCUGGUGGGAACGUCCCAGAAUUUCAAUGAGGAAUUUUUGAGACGUUCUCUGAAGACUAUUUUGACGUACGCUGAAGAAGAUCUGGAACUCCGGGAGACGACAUUCCCAGAUCAGGUUCAGGAUCUUGUGUUCAACCUCCAUAUGAUCCUGUCUGAUACAGUUAAAAUGAAGGAACACCAGGAAGAUCCAGAAAUGCUGAUAGACUUGAUGUACAGAAUUGCGAAGGGCUAUCAAACUUCCCCAGAUCUGCGACUGACCUGGUUACAGAACAUGGCUGGAAAGCAUUCUGAAAGGAGCAAUCAUGCUGAAUCUGCCCAGUGUUUGGUCCACUCAGCAGCCCUCGUGGCUGAAUAUUUAAGCAUGCUUGAGGAUCGAAAAUACCUUCCUGUAGGGUGUGUAACAUUUCAGAACAUAUCUUCUAAUGUUUUGGAAGAAUCCGCAGUUUCUGAUGAUGUUGUCUCACCAGAUGAAGAAGGUAUCUGUUCCGGGAAGUAUUUUACAGAAGCCGGUCUGGUGGGAUUGCUGGAACAGGCUGCAGCGUCUUUCUCCAUGGCUGGCAUGUAUGAAGCAGUUAACGAGGUUUACAAAGUCCUUAUUCCUAUUCAUGAAGCUAACAGAGAUGCCAAGAAACUGUCCACAAUUCAUGGUAAACUCCAAGAAGCAUUCAGCAAAAUUGUUCAUCAGAGUACUGGCUGGGAGGAUGGAAAGCGGAUGUUUGGUACAUACUUCCGGGUUGGUUUUUACGGGACUAAAUUUGGAGACUUGGAUGAACAAGAAUUUGUGUACAAGGAGCCUGCGAUAACAAAGCUAGCCGAAAUUUCCCAUAGACUGGAGGGAUUUUACGGCGAGCGAUUUGGUGAAGAUGUGGUUGAAGUGAUUAAGGACUCUAACCCUGUAGACAAAUGCAAACUAGAUCCUAACAAGGCCUACAUUCAAAUAACCUAUGUGGAGCCCUACUUUGACACAUACGAGAUGAAGGACAGGAUAACCUAUUUUGACAAAAACUACAACCUGCGGCGUUUCAUGUACUGCACGCCCUUCACCCUGGACGGACGUGCUCAUGGGGAGCUGCAUGAACAAUUCAAGCGGAAGACAAUCUUGACGACCUCCCAUGCUUUUCCUUACAUCAAAACCAGAAUAAAUGUCAGUCACAAAGAAGAGAUAAUUUUGACACCCAUUGAAGUUGCCAUAGAGGACAUGCAGAAAAAAACACAAGAAUUAGCUUUUGCAACUCAUCAAGAUCCAGCAGACCCAAAGAUGCUCCAAAUGGUGCUGCAAGGUUCAGUAGGUACAACGGUAAAUCAGGGACCAUUAGAAGUUGCACAGGUUUUCUUGUCUGAUAUACCCAAUGAUCCAAAGCUCUUCAGACACCAUAACAAACUACGGCUCUGUUUCAAAGACUUCACAAAAAGGUGUGAAGAUGCAUUACGCAAAAACAAAAGCCUGAUAGGUCCAGACCAAAAGGAAUAUCAGCGGGAGCUUGAAAGGAACUAUCACCGGCUCAAGGAAGCGCUCCAGCCCUUGAUAAAUAGAAAGAUCCCGCAGUUAUACAAGGCAGUUUUGCCUGUUGCUUGCCACAGAGACUCCUUCAGCAGAAUGAGCCUUCGCAAAAUGGACAUCUAAACAAGUUUUCAAAAAUGCACUUAAUAUUAAGGUAUUGAAAAGAGCAAGCCAUGUUGUCAACGUUGGGAAUCAAAGAAGUUUUAUUGAGAAAUAAAACUUGGACUUCAUCCUGGACACCAUACAUACACACGUUUUACUUACUUACAUUGAAGUGUAAAGUGGCCAAAAAUUUAUUCUGAAUUGUCAAAUGUAGACUUAUUGAUGUUUUAAAAAAAAUCAUGGCAGUGGUAUGCAAAGUACUGGUGAUAUGCUGUAAACUUACCUGUUUUUAAGGCAUUUUUAUGACUCAAAGGUACACUAAAUGCAUUUACCAUUAUUUAUAGCAUUACCUACCAUUAAAUUUAUUUCCUUUUUAGUUCAUAUAUUUAAUUUAUAUUGGGAGCAUUGCAGAUGCAUUUUUGAACAGUUUUUAAUGUAGUGCUGGUUAUUUCAAUGGUACUAUUAAAUAUGUGAAUGUUUACAUUUUAA